AGAAGCGUUUUCAGUCACACAACAGCGAUUGAUAUCCUCGUCCCCGUCCCUUCUUCUGUCGCCGCAGAUUUCUCACCGCCACCGGCGGUAAUCCACGCCGUCAGGCACGCCAUUCGCACCCCACUCCACUCCCAUCCAUUGUCAUCCAUCCCACACCGUGCCCUCUCUGUCCUUGGGUUGCGCCACUGCGGAACAAAGGGGAAAACGAAGACCUAACGCCUGUUCCCAAAUCCAAUCUUCACCCCUAUCAUGGCCGGCAAACGUUGCCGGAGCGGGGGUGCUACUUUCCCGACGCCCUUGCCCAAGGUAUACGAUGGCCCGAACUGCACCGCCCGGCAUCGGGCGCUGCUUCUUGACCUCAUACACGGUUUUUACGAGGCGGCGCUCGCCCGGCUACCGUUGGAGGAGAUGCCGGAGCUGGCCCCUCGGCUCCUGGAAGCCGGCCUCUGUUUCGGCUUCAUGGACCCCGUAUCCAAUAUCGUCGUCAACACAGUGUCCUACCGCCAGGCGUCGGCGGGCGGGGAAAAGAAGAGGAGAAAGGGAUCUGCCAAGGAGUUGAGAAAGGUGUCUCUUUCUAGGAUCGUCACGGACAUCAGCAACGUCUCCUCCAGCGAUCCGGACCCGGACCUCCUCCCCACCAUGAGCGUCGCGGUGAGGUCUCUGCAAUGCUUGGUCUCCUUCCUUGUCUGCAGCUUCCGCUACCUCUUCACUGCGACGGCACUUGAGUAUCUCCUUCUGGCCAAGGCCGACCUCCUCACCGCCGUGCAGCUGAUCCAGCAGGAUCGCAACUCUGACGCUUUCAGGGUCGCAUCCCCUGUCAUCAAAGCUGCCCUCUCAUGUGCAGCUCUGGCUGGUUGCCAUCCCAAGUCCGAAAUCCUCGUGGCUGGGUGGCAGAUGAUAUAUCUCCAUCUGGACCUGGUCUCUAGUGCCCUGGUGGCAGAGAGCAUCAUCCCUUGUACCAAAAUAAGAGAAAUGUACGCCUUGCUCAAGAACCUCCCACAAGAACCAACAAACCAGAUGGAUCCUUUGAGGCUUGCUACUGACCGAAUAGACAGGGAGGUGACUGUGAAGAAGCCGCGAGUCAUAGGCCCGAGGAUCAUGAGGAGCAUCCUUUUGGACAGGAUCCACGGGUUCUAUAUUGAUGCACUAGCACGCUUGCCGACGGAUGGCUUGCAGCGGCGCCUCCACCGUAGUCUCCUCAAAGCAGGGCAUUGCUAUGGACCCAUGGAGGACCCUAUCUCCAACAUUAUUCUCAACACCAUCUGGUAUGACACGGUCUUUCCUGUGGAAGAAGAGUUUAAGGCAGAUGCAAUCUUGAGCAGUAGCCUGAUACGCAUGGCGUGCCGUUCCCUUUAUGGCCUUGUCGCCUUCAUCAGCACCCACUUCGACAAUCUGUCUGACCUUGACGUCCUCUGGUACCUGCUCUUAGCAAAUGCUAAUCUGGGGCAUGCAGUUACAAUUUUACAGCAAGAUGGACAUACUCUCAUCGGCGACCGUCGUAAGGCCUAUAAGGCUGCAGCGAAAGCAGGAUGGCACCCGAUUCCUGAUGCACAAGUGGAGUUUGCUGUUUCAACAGUGUUGCCCAAGGAGCAGUCAUUGCUUCUUCAGGCUGAUGGCACUCUAUCCUCAGGGGAUGUGGAGCUCAUCUCCCAGUUUUUGUCAGUACAGCCUUCUCCUUCGGUUGGUUCACUCAAGCCGGUUCCGGCACUUUCCAAGAGGGCAUUUAGGAUGCUGUUAGGCAUGAAGGGAGAACUUGAGGAUGAAGAAAGUUCUAUCCGCAGAAAGGUUAAAGCAACAAUGAAAAAAUAUGCUCUACUGAGAGCGGAAGCUGAAUACGAGCUUCAUGUUAUAUGUGGUGUGAAUAUGAAUGUCGUUCAUACUGGUAGUUUUAAGAUGCAUUAUGGCUGGCUUCGCAAAUGCCCUGUUCUGUACCAGUACUGCCAUGUCAACUUCUUGGCAAGACGAAAAGGUUCACGUUCUGCUGUUGAAGUUCCCACUCUCUUCUUCAUGGAGUGUACAGUUGAUGAAGACGAGAAUGAUGAACUGGCCUGCUGGCCAGUGGUAUCUACAGAUGCUGGUCGCUGCGUUUACUGUGAGACGUAUGGUGCCAAGAUUGUGCACCCGGCUUCUGAAAAUUAUCAUGGGAGAGAUGCAGACUUUAAGAAAAUGGUUCUAGGGGAGCAUCCCACUUGGUGGACCAGUGAUGACAUUGUCAUGGAUGGCAUCAGGGCUAAAGAUUCUGUGGGCAUACUACAAGAGGAUUGCAUCUACUUCGAUCACCUUAGGGAUGCUAAAUAUGCAAAGCACUUGAAUAGCGAAGCUAAGGAUGGGGGUGGCCGCCCUAGAUUGUGUUGCUGAUAGAAUUUGUAAUUAUAUAUUUAUUCGGCAUUCUGUUUCUAUCAUGAUGUUAUCUAGAUGCUCAAAUGGUAGAGUAAAGGCUAGUUAAAUUUGCCUUUUUAUCACUUAACAUUCCACAUUGCAAAUUUCUGAGCAAUUGACCUGGUGCUAACUAUAAAUAUUU
Molecule: messenger RNA, 2521 nt
Organism: Lolium perenne
Lineage: Eukaryota; Viridiplantae; Streptophyta; Magnoliopsida; Poales; Poaceae
Source: RefSeq, a predicted model, not a curated record